AUGCUGCUCAAGUUUGUCAAGAAGAACGCACCUCACGUCAUGGAAGAAGAGGAAGCGCCAGCCCCUGCCACCACCAACGCCAACCAUCAUGCUGCGCCCCCUAAGCCCAAGAAGAACAAGCCCAUGAGCAAGUAUGAGCAGGAAGCUCAGAUCAACAUGCUGGAGAGCAACCUGUCCCGUUUCCAGGGAGGCGGUGGACGCUCGCCCGAUCCGAUGCCCUCCGUCGAAGCGAAUGAAAGUAGCGACGACUCCGACGAUGAUUCCGAAGAGAGUGAAGAGGAGUAG
This is a messenger RNA of Aspergillus melleus, 285 nucleotides long. RefSeq names its product transcription initiation at TATA-containing promoter protein. Bases 1 to 285 code for a protein of 94 amino acids. Lineage: Eukaryota; Fungi; Ascomycota; Eurotiomycetes; Eurotiales; Aspergillaceae. The record is from RefSeq and is a predicted model, not a curated record. The transcript has a single exon.